Synchytrium microbalum is the source of this 3744-nucleotide messenger RNA. RefSeq lists its product as uncharacterized. Gene Ontology annotation, biological process: spliceosomal complex assembly. Gene Ontology annotation, cellular component: U2-type prespliceosome; U12-type spliceosomal complex; U2 snRNP. Gene Ontology annotation, molecular function: mRNA binding. The coding region runs from base 1 to 3744 and encodes 1247 amino acids. The record is from RefSeq and is a predicted model, not a curated record. NCBI's taxonomy places the organism in Eukaryota, Fungi, Chytridiomycota, Chytridiomycetes, Synchytriales, Synchytriaceae. The transcript has 3 exons.
AUGGCUGAUGAAGACGACACUCUACGAGAGAUAUCAGCUCUACAAGCAGCAAGGAAAAAGACUGAUGGCAAUGCCUCACAGCGUGCUGCUCCAUCAGACAAAGUCCCCAUGAUGGGCUCCAUAUCAUUCGACACAGACAUCUACUCGUCAAAACCACGCAGAGGUGGCGGAGACGACUAUGUAGACUCGAUCGACACACGAAUGGAUGUAGACGAUGACGACGACGAAGACAACUAUGCCCAAAAGUCGAAACGACUCGCAUCAUACACUGCUCCAAAAGGUGCCAUGAAGGACGUAGUAGACCAGGACGAUGACGUAGAUCCAUUCGCUGGUAUAUCUACGUCCAAACGUAUCAUCGAUCGAGAAGACGAUUAUAGGAAGAAGCGGUUGAAUCGUCAAUUGUCGCCUGAACGUGUCGAUGCUUUUGCUGCUGAUGGUGGUAAAAGUAGUAGUGCAGAUGCUAGGACGUAUAGUGAAGUCAUUCGGGAAGCUGAACUGGAUCGUGAUGAAGCUGACACUCGUAAAAGGAUUGCGAGAAAGGAGCAGGAAGCUAAAGAGAAUGGAUCGUCGCAGCAGGCAACCACUCUAGAUGCUAGCAAGAAACGUCGAUGGGAUGUUACGGCUACGGAACAAUCUCCUGCUCCAUCAGACGUGUCUACACAGCCUAUACAUUCUGAAUGGGAUGACGAUGACUCGGCAUCCUCUGUAGCAUCCGUAGCACCACCACCUAAAAAGAAGAAUAGGUGGGAUGAAACGCCAACCAUGGAUGGUAAAGCCGCCGCUGCACUAUCUAGUCGAUGGGAUGCUACACCCUCUGGUCAGCAAGUAUCAGCCACUCCCAAACGAUCUAGGUGGGAUGAAACUCCUGUAGGUGCCACAUCAUCAAGCAUGCAAUUCGCAGCCACUCCAAUGGGUAAUCUAGGAAUGAUGACUCCCAUGCAAGUACCAAUGACUCCAGAAGCCGCAAAUGCUAUGCGAUGGGAACGGGAAAUCGAUGUCCGUAAUCGUCCCUUGUCUGAUGAUGAAUUGGAUGCCAUGUUUCCUACCACUGGUUAUAAAAUACUAGAUCCUCCAUCAUCGUAUGCUCCCAUUCGAACACCUGCACGUAAAUUGAUGGCUACUCCUACUCCAAUGGCUGGUAUGGGUGGUGGGUUUGUCAUGCAGGAUGAAACUGUAAUGUCAAUGGAUAUGGCUCCUAGUAUCGAUGGUGUAGAUGGCUUGCAAUUCUUCAAGCCUGAGGAUAUGCAGCACUUUGGUAAACUGCUCGACAAGAAGGAUGAUGCCGAAUUAUCAGUCGAAGAAUUAAAGGAACGUAAAAUCAUGAGACUUUUACUCAAAAUCAAGAAUGGAACUCCUCCCAUGCGUAAAUCAUCACUACGACAAAUUACCGAUAAAGCUAGAGAAUUCGGUGCUGGACCAUUAUUCAACCAGGUACUACCACUACUCAUGUCGCCCAACUUGGAAGAACAAGAACGUCAUUUACUCGUCAAGGUCAUUGACCGUAUCUUGUAUAAACUCGACGAUCUCGUACGACCAUACGUCCACAAAAUCCUCGUAGUCAUAGAACCGUUAUUGAUUGACGAAGACUAUUAUGCUCGUGUCGAAGGUCGAGAAAUCAUAUCCAACCUCUCCAAAGCCGCUGGUCUCGCAACCAUGAUUGCAACCAUGCGACCUGAUAUAGACCAUAUAGAUGAAUACGUCAGAAAUACCACCGCACGAGCAUUCUCUGUCGUAGCAUCAGCACUAGGUAUCCCAGCCCUCCUCCCCUUCCUAAAAGCAGUUUGUAAAUCAAAGAAAUCAUGGCAGGCACGACACACUGGUAUAAAAAUCAUCCAACAAGUCGCCAUUCUCAUGGGAUGUGCCGUCCUCCCGCAUCUCAAAUCACUUGUAGAUGCAAUCCAUCACGGACUAACAGACGAUCAGCAAAAAGUACGAACAAUCACCGCUCUCGCUGUUGCUGCACUGGCUGAAGCAGCUGCUCCGUACGGUAUCGAGAGCUUUGAUUCUGUGCUGCGACCAUUGUGGGAUGGGAUCAAGGCACAUAGGGGGAAGGGACUGGCAGCCUUCUUGAAAGCUAUUGGAUAUAUUAUACCAUUGAUGGAUGCUGAAUAUGCAAAUCAUUAUACGAUUGAGGUUAUGCAUAUCUUGAUUAGGGAGUUUCAGUCGCCUGAUGAGGAGAUGAAGAAGAUUGUACUCAAAGUCGUCAAACAAUGUGCUGGAACUGACGGUGUCGAGGCACCUUAUAUCAAGGCACAAAUCUUGCCUGAAUUCUUCAAGAAUUUCUGGGUUCGUCGUAUGGCACUUGAUCGACGAAACUAUAAACAAGUAGUAGAAACAACCGUAGAACUAGCUCAAAAGGUUGGAGUCACGGAAAUAGUUGGUCGUAUAGUCGAAGAUUUGAAAGAUGAAUCCGAACCAUAUCGAAAGAUGGUGAUGGAAACCAUUGACAAGAUUGUAUCUACACUGGGAACUGCCGAUGUAGAUGCGAGAUUGGAAGAGCUGUUAGUAGAUGGUAUCGUAACGUGCUUCCAAGAACAGACUAUUGAAGAUAUUGUAGUCUUGAAUGGGUUUGGUACUGUAGUAAAUUCCCUUGGUAUGAGAGUCAAACCAUACUUGCCUCAAAUCUCUUCGACUAUCUUAUGGCGACUCAACAACAAGUCUGCCAAAGUACGACAACAAGCUGCCGACUUGGUAUCACGUAUUGCAGUAGUCAUGAAGCAAUGUGGUGAGGAGAAACUUAUGGGUCAUUUAGGUGUCGUAUUGUAUGAAUACUUGGGAGAAGAAUACCCUGAAGUGUUGGGCAGUAUAUUAGGUGGACUGAAGGCUAUAGUCAAUGUCAUUGGUAUGGGCUCCAUGACACCACCGAUAAAAGAUUUAUUGCCACGACUCACACCUAUAUUAAAGAAUCGACACGAAAAAGUACAAGAGAAUUGUAUAGAUCUCGUAGGUCGUGUAGCAGAUCGAGGAGCCGAGUUUGUAUCAGCUCGAGAAUGGAUGAGAAUCUGUUUCGAGUUGCUUGAACUCCUCAAGGCUCAUAAAAAGGGAAUUCGACGAGCAGCAGUCAAUACCUUUGGAUAUAUAGCUAAAGCCAUUGGACCUCAAGAUGUACUUGCAACGCUGCUCAACAAUCUCAAAGUACAGGAACGUCAAAACCGUGUAUGUACGACUGUAGCAAUAGCCAUCGUAGCUGAAACUUGUGCACCGUUUACGGUACUACCAGCACUCAUGAAUGAAUACCGAGUACCUGAACUGAACGUACAGAACGGAGUCUUGAAAUCUCUAUCCUUUUUAUUCGAGUAUAUAGGAGAAAUGGGAAAAGAUUAUAUAUAUGCCGUCGCACCGCUACUCGAAGAUGCGCUCAUGGACCGUGAUCUCGUACAUCGCCAGACUGCAUGUACAACCGUUAAACACAUCGCCUGUGGAGUCGUUGGUCUUGGCUGUGAAGAUGCACUCCUCCAUAUAUUGAAUUACGUAUGGCCCAACGUCUUCGAAACAUCUCCACACGUAAUCAAUGCUGUACUUGAAGCCAUUGAAGGGCUACGAUGUGCCUUGGGACCGUCUGUGGUAUUACAAUAUGUGUUGCAGGGGUUGUAUCAUCCUGCAAGGAAGGUGCGGGAGAUUUACUGGAAGGUGUUUAACUCGCUUUAUAUUGGAAGUCAGGAUGCGCUUGUUGCGUACUAUCCGAGGAUUGAGGAUUAUGGGAAGAAUCGGUAUGCGAGGGGGGAGUUGGAUUUGUUUAUUUGA